Monoraphidium neglectum is the source of this 588-nucleotide messenger RNA. RefSeq lists its product as hypothetical. The coding region runs from base 1 to 588 and encodes 195 amino acids. Gene Ontology annotation, biological process: protein phosphorylation. The record is from RefSeq and is a predicted model, not a curated record. Gene Ontology annotation, molecular function: ATP binding; protein kinase activity. The transcript has 5 exons. NCBI's taxonomy places the organism in Eukaryota, Viridiplantae, Chlorophyta, Chlorophyceae, Sphaeropleales, Selenastraceae.
AUGCCGGACCUGGUGGUUGGCGGCCAGGUGGGGCGCGGCGCCUACGGCCAGGUGUUCCACGGCUGGUGGCACCGCGUGGGAGUAGCCUUGAAGAUCCUCCCGAGCCGCAGCAGCGAGCGAGAGACGCUGAAGGACGCCAUUGAGAUGGCGGUGCUGUCCAGCGUGAUGCACCCCAGCAUCGUCCAGAUGUACGCCUGCCUCACAGACAUGAUAGAGGUCCACACAGAUUGGGACGCGGGAUCGAGCAUGGGCAGCAUGAGCAGCGUUGAAAACCACUGCAAGACGCGCUUCAGGCGGCUGCAGCCCGGGGAUGAUGUGGACGACAAGACUGCGCAGCCGUGCAACAUCCUCGUGAUGGAGUACUGCGACCGCGGAACCCUGCGGGACGUGCUCGAGUCGGGCGCGUUCCGCCGGCGCACCCGAGGCAGCGGCGGCCACGGCGCGGCGGCGGUGGACCUGCCUGCCUUGCUGGGGGUCCUGACUGACGUGGCGCGGGCCCUGCAGUACCUCCAUUCGCUGCGGCUGGUGCACGGGGACGUCAAGGCGAGCGGGGCCUUGGGAGUGGGGCGGGGGUCGGGACAGGGGUGA